Messenger RNA from Lingula anatina, 2327 nucleotides. RefSeq names its product kielin/chordin-like protein. Lineage: Eukaryota; Metazoa; Brachiopoda; Lingulata; Lingulida; Lingulidae. The record is from RefSeq and is a predicted model, not a curated record.
UAAGUCGUCCCGGUUCACUGUCAGACAGUCAGAAGUUUGGUGGGGAGCGCUGAGAGCUACGACUCGAAUAAUCACCGAAUGCCAACCUUCAAAACAGAAAAAAAAACAACUACAAAACAAAGAAAAUGCGCGCUUGGGGAUCAAAUGCUUUUCUGCUUCUUUUCGUCUUUGCACGGACCGUCUAUGGCUUCGGGGGCGGGUGUGAAUGCAAGGCAACGGGAGAUCCGCACUACCAUACCUGUGAUGGCGUCACCCUUCAAUACCAGGGCGCAUGCGCGUAUAACUUAGCAAGCACGUGUUCUCAUGGCUCAAAGGAUGAUCGAUUCAUCGGUUUUCGCAUUUUGAUAAAGAACAAACAUCCCAUCAACCAAGAAGACGUUUCUUACGCCAGGGCCGUCAAGGUGGACUUUGGGAAGCGGACCAUUUACAUGGAUACUGCCGGAAACUUUAAGGUCGAUGGGCAAGUUAUCCAUGAUGGCGACCUCCCUUACGAGUCUAAGCGCAUCAUAGUUAACAAACACUCUGAGGGGGGCAUGGAACGCUUGGUAUUCAUGACUGACUUGGGCUUUAAAGUCACCUUGGACAUCACGCGCAACGAGCGGGGUGACGUCAUCGCCGACAUCCCACCUUGGUAUAAAAACGCGGGACUGUGCGGCCUCUGUGGGAACUGGAAUGACAACCCCCACGACGACUACGCCACCAAGGACGGCACGAUAGUCGAGAACCUGAGUCAACCCAUCAGGGACGCUCUUAUAGCCGAUAGUCUUCACCAGCAUGACCCCGAGCUGGACCUGCAAGAAUGCGAAGAGACUUUAGCCAACAGUCCAUACACUGCAAACACGUGUACUGACGACCAGCUCCAACAAGCUCAGAAGAUGUGCGAUCUCGAUAACAGAAAACCUCUGAAGAAAAGUUUUAAGAGCUGUCGCCCUGUUCUGGAGGAAGAUGGCAUCAACUAUGGCGGUUAUAUCGGUGCCUGUGAGUACGCUUACUGUUCGGGGAUAGGGCACGGGAAAUCGACGGCAAACCUAGGGGCCUGCACCGUCUUGAAGAGCCUUUCCGAUCAGUGUACCGAACACGGCUCCAAAGCAAAGAAAAAGUGGAAGAAAAAGCUGAAGUGCUUUCAUUUAUUUUAAAACCUAAGUGAACCGCUUGAAGGAGGACAAGUAGAUGCGUUUAACUACCUUUAAUUUCAACAAAUUUUCAGUUUUCUUGAUGUGGCCGUGCAAACAUAGGGGAUUUUCGAUGGAAGCAGUUAUUGACAGAGCAACACUGUGGUCCUGCGCAUGCGUUCUUCGGGAAAACUGAUCGUUUGUAAUUUAAGGUGAAGGUUACCGAUUUAAGACACACGCAAGUCAAGGACAAUGAUUUAUGAACCGAAUUGUUUUUAUGGCACUCAUUGUUUCCAGACAAGAAGUCCAACUUGAAUCCUAAAUCGCAACCGUUUGCGUUUUAUUUCACUGUGAUAAGAAACCGUUAUUGUUCCACUUAUUUUUCUCUGUGACAAUGGAAUGAUUUAACAGAAUGCAAGCGCUGGCCGUAUUUAAUAAAAAGGUUGAGGGAAUCUCCACAUGCAACACCAACAGCUAUGGCCACUUAUAUUAUUCAAUCUCAGAUGUGAAAGGGAUAACAACUCUUCGUAUGAGAUUCAUAUUUCACAAUAAGUACAACUUACAGAAUAUAAUAAUAAAUUCUAUUUUACCAGCAAAAUGGCGGUUAUUGCAAUUAUUCUGGGAUCUGUGCUUGCCAUCGGACCACUUAACCUCCAUAGAUGGCCACCCUCUUUAAGAGAUUAUUACAAAUAUAAAGUUUUAGCAAAAACAUCAGGGACUAACUUCGAAUGUCGGAAUGAAUUUAUCAACUAUUGGUAAGUACGGGAAUGUAUUCGAAUACCUCAGGAAUUUUUUUUUUUUUUUUUUUUUUUUUUUUUUUGCCAAAAUGAACAGUUGUUAUCCCUUAAAGCAUCGUGCUGGUGGGUCGUGCUGUUACUCUAGGGGUCGAAUCGUAGUCCCCACGCUUUCCAUUUCUAAAUAAAUUGUGUGAUUUUCCAAGCAGCGGUGAAGGGUUGACAUAGUUUACUACUUAGUUAUCUAUAUAUCUGUGAUAAUCAAGCGAAGUUAGGAUAUCGAGAAUACAAAGCAUUGGAAUGGGAUCCUUAGGAUUCAGCUGUAAACAUUUCGAAGUGAAUUUACUUUUAGUUUAUAUGUGUGGCUGCACGUUCAUCUUGAAUUUAGGGUAUUCUGGGCUAUAUGGUUAUUUACACAUAUAUAUGUUUAUGUGUAUAUGUUUAGAAACACGAGUGCUGAGAAAAGAAAUAUAUGGGUUGC